GGACAAUACGAGUUAGACUUGUGUUGAUUCAGGGUAAACUAAUGCCGUUAUACAAAUGUUUGUGCGGUUUAUUAACUAUUGCAUCGCUGUAAUCUAACCCACUUCUACCAGUAACAGCACUCUAAUCAUUCUCAUAAAUCGUCUCACAUCAGUCACAAGAACAGCGUUCGAUUUUGAAAAACGAUGAUUGAAUUCGACAGAAUACUGGACAAGAUCGGCCAUCUUGGAAAGUAUCAAAUCAUUUUAUGUUUGUUGGUUUAUUGGCUUGGUGUACCAGCAGGUCUGCAUAACAUUGCAUCAGUAUUUUAUGCUGCGGAAGUUCCGUUCCGGUGCUAUGUACCUCCACUCGAUAACACAUCAGCUUAUCCAAGUCUAACUGAACAGCAGUUGUACAACUACACGACUCCAUACUACGACGGGGAAUACGAGUCUUGCUACCGAUAUGGUUACAACACGAGCACAUGUAUCCCACCUUCCACUUCGUGUGUUAACCAAUCGUACCCAGCUAUUGCAUGUGAUGCCGGUUACUUUUUUGACACUUCUGAGUUCACGUCAACUGUCAACAGCGAGUGGAACUUAGUGUGUGAUAGAAAAAUACUUGGAACAAUGGCCACGUCGAUUUAUUUUGCUGGAAUGUGGACGGGUGCGGUCGUGUCUGGCAACCUGGCAGAUUAUAUAGGGAGAAAAAACACCAUGUUGGCAUGUGCUGUUGGAAACUUAAUAUCUGGAGUAGCUACUGCGUUUACUCCGUGGUUCGAACUUUUCGUCGUUCUUCGAUUUUUCUCAGCUGCGUUUUCUCAUGGAGCAUUCCUUAUUAUGUUUGUAUACGUUGUUGAAAUUACGGGCAAUAAGAGGACUAUAAGUGGGGUGCAUGUCCACACGGCUUUCAGUGUUGGUUAUACUCUAAACUCACUUAUCGCUUACUUUCUACGGGAUUGGAGACAAUUUUACUUUGUUCUUUCACUUACACCAAUUCCUUAUUUCAUCAUCCACUUUUUCAUUCCAUCGUCUCCAAGGUGGCAUUUCUCCAACGGCAGAGAUGAGAUGGGGAAAAAAGUAAGCGAAAGAUUUGCGAAAGGAAACGGGAAAGUCAUAACCGAGAAGGAUUGGACAAAUGCUGUUGUUGCAGAAAAUGACGAAGAUGUAUCCGAACGCACAUACACCUCGUUGGACCUGUUUAAAAGUAAAAGAAUGUGUCUAAUAACCAUCAACUGCAUGUUUAGCUGGUUGGUAAUUUCAAUGGUAUACUAUGGACUUUCUCUUAAUGCUGGUGCCCUUGCCGGAGACAUAUUUUUAAACAAUGCUUUGAACGGAAUUCUGGAAAUUGUUGGCUAUGUCUUUGUACAAUUGACAAUGGAUCGAUGGGGACGAAAAGUCCUGCUUUCAUUUAUGAUGAUUAUGCAAGGCUCAGCUUGCAUAAUUAGCACUGUACUAAGCGAGCUGGCAGACAGUAACGAAGCAAUGGUUACCGCUGGGGUGGUGUUCGCUUUUAUCGGCAAGGUUGGAGUGUCUGGUUCUUUCGCUAUCAUAUUCAACUUCACUGCAGAGCUGUAUCCAACAGUUAUAAGGGGAAAUGCAGUUGGAAUUGGCUCAAUGGCCGCCAGGAUCGGAAGCAUUAGUUCUCCUUUUAUUAUUCUUCUUCAAGAUUAUGUAUCGUGGCUACCAACCUCAAUUUUCGGAUCAAUGUCCGUUUUAGCAGGAUUGUUCGCAAUCUUGCUUCCCGAGACGAUGAAUCGGACGAUGCCGCAAACGAUAGCAGAGGCUGAAUUAUUUUACGCUGGAAAAUAUCAACAAAAAGAAAAGAAAGACGGUAUCAUCGAAAACCCGGUAACAAACAGCACCAUGCUAUAGAUAAAUGAAGGCGGGAUCGACCAACAAAUCAUGAGCAUCAUUUCUGUUUAUAUUAAACAAAUGUAAAUUGUAGCGUAUUGUACAUUAAGUCAUAUAGUAGGGUGGAGGACGACGGGACACCUUUAGCACAUAAUGCCCAAAUAUAUUUUAAACAAUUAAACAUGGAGUCGUGGGGCUAUACUGUUUUAUAAUUCCUUUUGAAUGUUUCUUGCUUGGUACCAAAUGGAACGAAGACAAAUAAUAAAAGGUGUCCCACCUUUCCCCACCCUACUAUCUAGUUUAUUGAGUAAACCCAAAAAUGUCAACUAUAUAAUUAAAAGUAUAAUCGAAUUACUCGUUAGCACCGAACACUUUUCAAAAUGAACACAAGUUUUCAAGGUGAAUAAAACAUAACAAAGUCUGUAUUUAACAUUUUUUGUUUAUAUUCACAAAGAAGAAGCACUUAUUAUACCAAAUCUGCUUUUUGAUCUUCUUAAGCAAAGUUUAGAGAAUGGAAAUAGUCAAAGUUGAGUAAAACUUUUGUUUAAUCCCAUACAUUGUCACACGGCCGAUUUUUUUAAUCCAGCGUUUGAAUUUGCGUUUUAUCACAUAUUGUUUUAGAACCUGUUUCGAUGUUUGAAACUUUAAAGAUCACAUUUGAUAAUUUAUAUUAAUACAUAUUGAUUUCACAUUG
Messenger RNA from Ciona intestinalis (vase tunicate), 2524 nucleotides. The record is from RefSeq and is a predicted model, not a curated record. NCBI's taxonomy places the organism in Eukaryota, Metazoa, Chordata, Ascidiacea, Phlebobranchia, Cionidae.